Molecule: messenger RNA, 499 nt
Organism: Stereum hirsutum FP-91666 SS1
Lineage: Eukaryota; Fungi; Basidiomycota; Agaricomycetes; Russulales; Stereaceae
Exons: 3
Coding region: 13-216 (67 amino acids)
Source: RefSeq, a predicted model, not a curated record
CUACCCAGCACCAUGGCCGGAGAGAACAACCAGAACCAAAACGAGCAAGCCAAGAAGUCUCAAAACCCAUCAAACUCAUCUGAUUCUAACCAGUCUCCUACAUCGGACAACGACUCUUCCAAGCCCAACCCGUACCUCGUCCCCGCACCCGUACCAGGAGGGCUCAGCCCACCGCCUUACCACUAUAAGAAGAGAGACUCGGGAGGUAGACAAUGAGUGUCUUUGCCGGCGGUACUUCUGUAUGUGGGGUAAUGAAGUGAGGAUUCGAUGAGGAUGAAAACGGAAACGAUGUCGAAGUGCUCGAUAUCCACGGACCUUUUGACGAUCAUGACGACUCACUAGGAUGAUGCCCAUGCCAUGCCCAUGUAGCCCCAGUUCAGGUCUGUUGUGUUGAGUCGAACGCUAUGCUACUUUGUUGUACUUGUAUUAUAUCAUGCUUUCGCGUAUACCCGCACCUUGGAAUCCAUAUGCACUGCUCUUCUAUACGCGUUUAUAGAAA